AUGCCAAUAAGAACACAUUCUGUAAACAUUAAUCCAAAAAAGACUUCUUCAACAUCUAAAGAAACAAAGCUUAUUGAAGUCGAAAAUAAAAAAAAAUACUGGCAUAGAGAUCUUUGGGCUGAGUCACCAUUACUCGGUCAAGAUAAGAUAACCAUUGAUGGAGCCAAAUUCUAUAGUAGUGCAUAUUUGGCUAUGCAGGAAUCUCAAUUAUGGUUAGUGGAUCAAUAUUUGGAGGAAGAAUGCAUUAUUGUUGAUACAAGUAAAAUUAUUAAAAAGAUUAAUAUUUCAAUCGUUCGCACUUCAAGAGUUGCUAUUAGUCUUUAUAUUAAAGAAAUUUUGUAUAAAAAUAAUGGUCAUUAG
Molecule: messenger RNA, 360 nt
Organism: Dentiscutata erythropus
Lineage: Eukaryota; Fungi; Glomeromycota; Glomeromycetes; Diversisporales; Gigasporaceae
Source: the annotation of a GenBank genome assembly